This is a messenger RNA of Nanorana parkeri, 1092 nucleotides long. RefSeq names its product 5-hydroxytryptamine receptor 1F (gene HTR1F). Gene Ontology annotation, molecular function: G protein-coupled serotonin receptor activity. The transcript has a single exon. The record is from RefSeq and is a predicted model, not a curated record. Gene Ontology annotation, cellular component: plasma membrane. The coding region runs from base 1 to 1092 and encodes 363 amino acids. NCBI's taxonomy places the organism in Eukaryota, Metazoa, Chordata, Amphibia, Anura, Dicroglossidae. Gene Ontology annotation, biological process: adenylate cyclase-activating adrenergic receptor signaling pathway.
AUGGAUGUACUAAACACAACAGAAUACAACUGCACUUCAGGACAACUAUCAAAAGGGAUCACAAGCCAAAUUCUAAUUUCACUGACACUCUCUAUCUUGACAAUAAUGACAACUGCAAUUAACUCUCUGGUAAUCGCUGCAAUAAUUGUGACAAGGAAACUCCACCAUCCCGCCAACUAUCUGAUAUGUUCCCUUGCUGUAACAGAUUUUCUGGUUGCUGUCCUGGUCAUGCCUUUCAGUAUCAUGUACAUCAUGAAAGAAACCUGGGUUAUGGGUCAAGCUGUUUGCGACAUCUGGUUGAGCGUAGAUGUUACGUGUUGCACAUGUUCAAUUCUACACCUUGCAGCAAUUGCUCUGGAUCGCUACAGAGCUAUUACCGAUGCUGUGGAAUAUUCCAGAAAACGAACGCCUAAGCAUGCUGCUUUUAUGAUUGCUGUAGUAUGGAUCAUAUCUAUCUUUAUCUCUAUGCCGGCAUUGUUAUGGCGGCACCAAAUGCACAACCGCGAAGAUGAAUGCAUCAUCAAACAUGAGCACAUUGUUUUUACGAUUUACUCCACAUUUGGAGCCUUUUAUAUCCCGCUGGUGUUGAUACUUAUUCUUUAUUAUAAAAUUUACAAAGCUGCAAAAUCCUUAUAUCACAAAAGAAAUAUGAGUCGAUGUGAGAAAGAACAGAACGGCCAGGUUCUUCUGGAGGCAUGUGGGAAAAGUUCCACCUUAUGUAUAGCGGAAAAGUCUUUCUCGGACCACUCGACAGAUUUUGAUAAGAUCCAUAUUACAAUAAGAAAUCCGUUAACUGAAAUGAAACACGAGAAAGCCUUGAGGAAACAAAGGAUUUCCAGCAAUAGAGAACGCAAAGCUGCCACCACUUUAGGCUUGAUCUUGGGGGCGUUUGUGGUUUGCUGGCUUCCAUUCUUCGUUAAGGAGUUUAUCGUAAAUAUUUGUGAUGCAUGUUAUAUAUCUGAUGACAUGUCCAACUUCCUCACGUGGCUUGGAUACCUCAAUUCCUUAAUCAACCCCCUGAUUUAUACCAUCUUCAAUGAAGACUUUAAAAAAGCAUUUCAAAAACUAAUACGCUGUAGACAUUACCUAUGA